Messenger RNA from Candidozyma duobushaemuli, 642 nucleotides. It is a transcript of the gene PGA46, whose product is annotated as Pga46p. The record is from RefSeq and is a predicted model, not a curated record. The transcript has a single exon. Bases 1 to 642 code for a protein of 213 amino acids. NCBI's taxonomy places the organism in Eukaryota, Fungi, Ascomycota, Pichiomycetes, Serinales, Metschnikowiaceae.
AUGCUACUCCAUCUUCUCGUGUCCACGGCACUAACCUGGGGGGCUGUUUUGUCCUCUCUGGUCAGUGUCGCCCGCAACGGACCCGACUCUAAAAUCAAGCUCUCUCCUGCUCCUUCUCUGCCCCAGUCUCUGUCCCAGCCUAUCCCGCCUGUCUCGGCUGCUGUGGCCUCCUCGGCCUGGAUCAAGGAUUACCUUCUGUUCUACUCCAAGGAGCCCGAGAUCCACUCUUUGCAAGUGGAAGCGAAACCCAGACGAACCAAGAUCACAAACUACGGCAACCGCUUGUCCAACGAAAACGACCUUUCCUCUUUCACAAGGCACUUGGUCGAGCUGCUGCGUGAAGAGUUCGAGCCGAAGCAGAAGAAACCGAAAACGGUGAAACAGCCGCCGGUGGUGGAUUUGGACAUUGACCAUUUUAUCGCCUAUCUCAUCGAGCACAAGGGCUUUACCGAGAGACAACUCGCUUUUCUUCGCCGUCCCCAACUUGAUUACGGCUACGAUACCAUUGAAAAGGAGCUCACGCUGAUUCGCCGGCAGCAGACGGACCAGAAACACAUUUCCAUUGGUGGCGAGUCCACUGGAUCAAUCAUCGAAACGUCCAACUUUCUUGCCGUCUUUUUGGCAGUGUCUGUUUGGCUCUGA